This is a messenger RNA of Lodderomyces theae, 2724 nucleotides long. It is a transcript of the gene MUC1, whose product is annotated as Muc1p. The record is from RefSeq and is a predicted model, not a curated record. NCBI's taxonomy places the organism in Eukaryota, Fungi, Ascomycota, Pichiomycetes, Serinales, Debaryomycetaceae. The transcript has a single exon. Bases 1 to 2724 code for a protein of 907 amino acids.
AUGUCUAGUGAUCAAUUCAAGGCAGUUGGUAUUGCCACUGCAAAAGGAAUAGGACGAGGCACCAAGGCAUUGGGAAAGGCAGGUUACACGGCUUAUAAGAAGAACGAUGCAAAGCGGAAAGGAGUGGAAUAUGUUGAACCACCCAGUAAAGGUGAUCGAAGUUCAUCAACAUCCACGUCAGCAGCAGCGACAGUAACAAAUGCGGAGAUAGAGCAUCCACUGCCUUAUGUGUUUAAGCCAUUGCCUACCAAAGAAGCUCUCAGUUCGUAUCAACAGCCUCCAAAAAGAAAUGUUGGUGCUUAUGCGCCAUCCGAGCGCAAGUAUGUGACCCCUCAGGGUACCCAAAACACAGCCCAGACUCAGCAAUUGCAACAAUCACAACAGCAUCAACAGCCACAACAGUACCAACAGUCACAGCAGUAUCAACAGUAUCCACCACAAUAUUCUCCGCAUGCUCAGCCUCUUCAACAAGCAGCGAAUUACCCAGUCGAACAAGUAAACCAACCACCACCACCCCCAAGACCAGGUCAAUCUACACCGAUUGCACAGACUCAACCAGCUUCUGUGAAUGCACAGCCUCCACAAGCACAGCCCACUCCAUUUGCUCAAGUGAACUCCCAAGUUGUUAGUAAUCAGCAACAGCUACAACUGAAUGUGGUGCAACCUACGUACCCACAGCAGUAUCACUCAACUCAGCCAGGAUACGUACCACCACAAUCACAACCGCAACCACAAGUGCAGGGAGAGGCACCACCCCCUGCUUAUACCCAACACAAUCAAACCCAGCAGUAUCAGGAACCUUCAAUACAAUAUGCACUGCAAGCUCAACCGAGCUUACCCCAACGCUCACAAGUGCAAACCCAACCUGUACCCCCAACCUUACCCAGUAGAACCUCAACAGUUUCAGGGACACAUGUACAACCACAAGUGACGCAACCAUUGUCUCUGCAGAGUCAGACUUCACCGGACAUACCUAGUCGUGGGUCCACUUUGCAAACCCAACAAGUUGUCCAACAUGUGGUUGGAAACGAUGCAGCUGCGCAGGUACUGGAAAAUCAAUCUCUUGCUCAACCCAUAGCUCUGAACGAUAUCAACCAGGUCGAAACAGAGAAACCAAAAAGACCAUUACCUGAUCCAAAAUCAUUUGCACCACCCCCUAUGAGAAGAGUGCAGUCCCCCGAUGCCACCGGUGCGUCUCAUAAAAAUGUUUCUCAUGCUAAGCCAUUACUGCAGUAUGGGCAUUCAAGUGUACAUUCAAACGAGUUUGUCGCCACCUCUCCAACUAAUACAGAGCAAGGGGAGUGCCAACCAGAUACUACCCUGCAACCUCCUGCGUUGCCUAGUCGGACUAGUGCAAAUAGUGUCAGCAGUAGCACACCUUCAAAGAAGCCCUUCGACUUGAGUGCUUUCCCACCGCCGCCACAAAUUCCUAAACCCAAGUUCGAUGGAGACAAAGAGAAACGCACUUUCGUGGCCUCGAGAAAUGGAGAUUCAGCUGACGAGGUGCCACCACCAAUGCCAUCUAGGCCACUGCAAAGUACACCUUCAGCAUCAUCGAUCAGUGAUUCAAUUUCCGAAGCAAAAGAAGCUAUUCAAAAGAAAAAGGCACCUCCAAAACCUGUUAAAAAGCCAAAGGCAUUAUCUAGUGGCCUCGACACAUCUAAUCAAGGCGUUCAGAGUGAAUUAGAAAAUAUGUUCCAAAAGAUGAAUGUCAAAAAAUCGACUUCAGGAGUUGAGGUGGAACAAAAUGAGCCCCCAAUUCCAAAACCCAAGUCUUCAAAGCAAGUGAGUCCACCACCUAUCAAGCCAAAGCCAGUUGUUAAACCGAAGCCUGAAGUGAAGCCCAAGCCAGGGGUCACAGCAGCACGUGUAAACUCUCCUACUCCACCACCCACUCCUAAACCACGAAACUAUAAGCGAGCUGCCGCUCCCACACCUACAGUCAAUGCCCAAGGUCCUCCAGACUUGGAUCUUGAGUUGACUACCCAAUGGUUCACCAACACAAACAGUCUAGUACUUCCAAGAUCAAUACUAGGGUUGAAUUAUCAAACGAAUUACCUGUAUACUACGUCUGGAGGGUCGCAAAUUUGGACAAGAAUCAUUACGGUAAGAUUGAAGGAUUUGUCAAUUGUUUCGUACAAGUUUGUUUGGAAUGCGAGCGAUGCAGCUUCAGUGACUGUCUCUAUUGACCGCUUUGUUCCAUCGCCGCUUCUUACAAUACCUUCCAAGCAGGAGCUUGUUGCGAACCACGAAAGAUUUGGGGAAUACGUUGCAUCAUGGUGCGAGCAUCACAAGGGACAACAAGUUGGUAGUGGCGAGUGUUGGGACUUGGCGAAAUUUGCACUUGAAAAGGGUUGCGGAAAGCAUGCAUUUGUGUCGCAGUAUUAUACACAUGGAUACCCUAUAUUGCAAAUCAAAAACAGUGGUGCUGGUAUUGAGUUUAUCAACAGUCAGCAACAAUUGGAUGUGAUUAGACGUGGGGAUAUUUUACAGUUCAAGGCUUGUACAUUUUUCAAUCCAAUCACUGGGGUCACUCAAACUGUAGGAGCACCCGAUCAUACUAGUGUGGUUGUUGAAAAUGAUGGAUCCAAAUUGAAAGUUGUUGAGCAGAAUGUCAACAAUAUCAGAAGGGUUGUGGAGGGAGAGUAUAUUUUAAAGAACUUGACUGCGGGAGAGGUUUAUGUGUAUAGACCCAUGCCUUCUGACUGGGCAGGUAGUUUAUAA